Molecule: messenger RNA, 1175 nt
Organism: Dama dama (fallow deer)
Lineage: Eukaryota; Metazoa; Chordata; Mammalia; Artiodactyla; Cervidae
Product: vascular non-inflammatory molecule 3-like
Exons: 4
Source: RefSeq, a predicted model, not a curated record
AUGAUUGUAUCAUAUUUUCCAAAAUAUGUGGCCAUUUUGGUGCUGUUUGUCCUGAGAGUUGGUGCACUGGACACUUUUCUUGCUGCAGUGUUUGAGCAUGCUGUUAUAUUACCAAACAGAACAGAAACACCUGUGCUAAAAGAAGCAGCUUUGCUCCUGAUGAACAAGAAUAUAGAUGUUUUAGAGAAAGCACUUAAACUGGCAGCCAAGCAGGGCGCACAUAUCAUUGUGACCCCAGAAGAUGGAAUUUAUGGCUGGGUCCUCACAAGGGAGACCAUUUAUCCCUAUCUGGAGUAUAUCCCAGACCCUGAAGCAAACUGGAUUCCAGGCAGAGACCCCAGAGGCAGUAUUUAUUGAAUUAGGCUUGGCUGGACCCCUUUGCAACAAAAACUCAGCUGUCUGGCCAAGGACAACUCCAUCUACAUUGUGGCAAAUAUCGGGGACAAAAAUCCGUGUAAUGCCAGUGACCCUCAGUGUCCCCCUGAUGGUCAUUACCAAUACAACACUGAUGUGGUGUUUAAUUCUGAGGGCAGGCUUAUGGCCCACUAUCAUAAGUUCAAUCUUUUUGCACCUGAAGUUCAGUUUGAUUUUCCCAAGGAUUCGGAACAUGUGACUCCCAACACUCCCUUUGGGACGCUGGGCAUUUUCACUUGUUUUGACAUUCUCUCUCAUGGCCCGGCUGCGGUGGUGGUGGAAGAGUUCCGGGUUGACAGCAUCUUCUGCCCCAAGGCCUGUACAAUACCCUGCCCGGCCUCUCAGUGUGGGCCCUUCCGUUCCCCCUUCUGUUCAGCAUGGGCCCGCGCCCUGCGAGGCAACCUGCUUGCUGCCGAACCCACAACACCAGAUGCACAGGACCAGUACCUCCCCUGAGUCCUGCCCCAAAGGGCAGCCACAGUCUUGGGACGCCUUCACUUUCAAGCCAUGCAUUGCUUUAAUGAUUCUCCCUCCCCCCCCAAAUUUAUUAAUUAAAUAUUUAUUUAUUUUUGAUUGGCUGGGUCUUCCUUGCUGUGAGCAGGCUUUCUCUAGUUGCCGCCAGCAGGGGUUACUCUUCCCUGGGGCGCACAAGCUUCUCAUUGCAGUGGCUGCUUUUGUUGUGAGGGUACGGGCUUCAUUAGUUGUGGUGCGUAUGUUUAGUUGCUCUGAGGCAUGUGGCAUCUUCCCAGACCAGGGAUCAA